Messenger RNA from Laccaria bicolor S238N-H82, 339 nucleotides. RefSeq lists its product as uncharacterized. The transcript is spliced from 2 exons. The record is from RefSeq and is a predicted model, not a curated record. NCBI's taxonomy places the organism in Eukaryota, Fungi, Basidiomycota, Agaricomycetes, Agaricales, Hydnangiaceae. The coding region runs from base 1 to 339 and encodes 112 amino acids.
AUGGGGUGUCACGGGAAUAUGACGAAGUGGGCAAAGGCGCAAGUGAGGGAGUUGCUUGGAAUAUCGCAGCGGUGUCGGAGGAUCAAGCGUGUUGACGUUGGGAGCCAAUGCAUGGUUCGUGGUUCGGAGCUAGUUUUGCUGCACUGGGUUGUUACACCAGGCCUCGCGUUUUCCCCUGAAAAACUCGUGCAACCAUUUGACAUCGUCUCAAUGCAAUUUUGCAUGCACCACACUUUUGAGACUGUCCAAAGGCGCGUUGUAUGCUUGACAGGAACGUCAUUGGUAUACAGAAUUCGGUUUGAAAAUCAGGACUCGAAACCGAUGUUUGGCCGCAGCUGA